This is a messenger RNA of Folsomia candida, 3501 nucleotides long. Its product is annotated as transcription termination factor 2. NCBI's taxonomy places the organism in Eukaryota, Metazoa, Arthropoda, Collembola, Entomobryomorpha, Isotomidae. Bases 165 to 3272 code for a protein of 1035 amino acids. The record is from RefSeq and is a predicted model, not a curated record. Gene Ontology annotation, molecular function: ATP-dependent chromatin remodeler activity; ATP binding. The transcript has 12 exons.
GGGCUAUUGCUGCAAUGCUGUUGGAUUGAUGCCAGUCUUCCUCAGUUGACGGUUACUGCUGUGCACACACGGACGCAUUUCAUUUGUUCUUCUCGCACUUAUCAUUUCCGAGGAAGAGAAACUUUAUUCACACACGAUCGCUUGACUUUUAGGAUCCAGUGACAAUGGCUUCCAGCAAAUCAAACUCCGGCACUUCUUUAGACUUGCUUGACGAAUCUUUCAAGUCGGCAAUAAGUAGUGAAGGGGAGAGUAAUGAGGAAGAUCAACGUACACAGUCUCCAGCAUUAAAUCUCGGAGCCUCAAGAGAUGGAUUCAUACCAGAUGCCGAAAUUUCAACAUCACAUAAUUCAACUACUGACGAAGAGGAGCACUCUAAUAAUGCCGAAGAUGAUGAAUUAUUUGAGAAUUCGCAAUCUACUAGCCAUUCCAUUAUCGAAGAAGAUGAUGACGAUGACACUAACAUAGAGGACGACGCAAGCGAAGGACAUUCAAUUAUGGUUCCAGAAACCCCCCCAAGGCUAGAUGACCAUUCCGAGGCGGUUUCAAAAUCUUUGACCGGUGGCGUGAUUAUGCCUACACCAUCCUCUACCAGCAUCGAAAAAGGGCUUGCAACACUAUCCAUUGGCGCAAAGAAAAAUGUGGGCUCGCCUUUGUCAGUUAAGUCUCAACGGGAUUCAGGAAAUGGGUCUGUUCCACAAGUUAUUGACCUCUCAAGUCCUAGCAGUUUGCCUGUGAGGUUGCCUACUGUGGUUAGGAAUUCAAUUCCCAGUCACUCUCCUGUUUCGGGCUUGCAAGACACGGUAAAGGACUUACCGAGCAGACAACUAUUCACUCAAAAAUAUACUUUUAAAGAAAAAAGACGGACUUCUGGAGUUGAAGCUGAGAAAAUAAAAUCCAUGGCAUCGUCGUCAUCUCCUCAGUUUUCGUCACUAGCCCCGACUUCUUCAAACCCACCUUUGACUAGGAAAAUGUCGACCUCAACGCCUUUGUUGUCCAACAGAAAACAGAUGAAACAUGUUUUUGAAGAACUUGACGUCACUAGUAUAGGGGCGGCGGAGGAUGGAAAUCGGCUGAACUUGACUGGCAAUUACAAGGAGACCAUAGACUUGUGUGACUCAAACUGCAAUGCAGCUACGGAAGUAACGGAAGUCAUAACUUUGAGUCCAAGCAUUAGUGGUACACCCUCUGGUCCGAGAAAUCCACGUCGCGGUUCGACCAAUGAUGGUAGUGAUGACGUUGUAGAGUUCAGUGAAGAUGACGAAGACACUGAUAAUGGACCACACCAAAUGAACAUUCCCCAAAAUAAAGACAUUGACGAGAUUACUGCACGUAUUAAGAAACAGCAUAUUGAGAAAAAACCACUGGUGCAGUUUCUGGAAGAACCACUUCCUAUACUGCAUAAUCCAUUUGCAAGCUCAAAACCACGACCAAAUAACAAUACCUGGAUGUCAGUUGCCAAAAUUAAUGAGUGUAAAACUGACGUUUUUAAAUUAGCCAAACUCCUGAUGGAAAUUACUCAAAGUAUGCCACACGUUGAUGACGACCAUGCUGAUUUUAUUGUACCUGAGCAAUUACGAAUCGAACUUUAUCCACAUCAAAUCUAUGGAUCAAAAUGGUUGUGCUGGCGUGAGAGACAGUAUCCUGGUGGAGGCAUCUUAGCUGACGAAAUGGGAUUAGGAAAAACAAUUAUGGCAAUCACGUUGAUCCUACAUGGGAAAACUGCAGCAAGAGAGGACACAGAAAACUGGUUUACGCCACAGAAUAAAAAGUUGGUGCCGUCACGAGCCACAUUAGUAGUUUGCCCAGUUGGCUGUAUUGAACAAUGGGACAAAGAAUUGAAGACGAAGGCGAAAGGUCUCCAGGUGCUCAUGUUUCAUGGAUCAAAUAGAAUAAAGUCUGCGGCCUUGCUAUCCCAAAACGACGUGGUAAUUACAACAUAUCCAACCUUAUCAAGUGAAAUUUCGAAGCCAGAUGAUGAUCCAAAUAAUAAUUGCCGUAGCCCACUUUUUCGAAUUCAUUGGGAAAGAAUUAUUUUAGAUGAGGGACACAUCAUUCGGAACCCCAAGACUCAUGCUGCUCUUUCUGCUUGCAGAAUUAGCGCCCAUCAUCGUUGGAUUGUUACAGGUACCCCUGUACAUAAUAAACCAGAAGAUUUUUAUUCUUUGGUCAAGUUCCUGCAGUUGAGUCCAUUCGAUGACGUGAAGGUGUGGAAGCACUGGAUUGGAACAAAAGCAGUGCUAAAGGGUUCUGAAGAACGCCUCCAUACAAUUGGAAAAGCUCUUAUUUUGCGUCGUACAAAAGAAGAAGUCAGUUCCAUGUCUCCUGAUGCAGGCAUAAUUCUUCCAAAAUAUAUAGAGGAGAUCGAGGUGACCCUAUCAGAAUCAGAAAAUCAGGUGUACACGUACCUAUUUGAUUAUGCAAAGUCGGUCAUGAGACAAUUCUUGAAAGCCCAGAAGGAUCGGCAGGAUGAGCUGCAAAAUGCUGCUAAUAAUUACGUUGCAGGCGCCAUGCGACGUGGAAAUAAAAAGAACGAAACGGCCAAGGAUGCACGGUUCUCUCAAAUUCUUUGUUUGUGUGUUAGACUUCGUCAGCUUGCUGUUUUGCCUUUCUUGAUCAAGACAAUGCUCGAUGACGAUGAUGUGGACGAGUCAGACUGCGACACGAGUUACAAUCCGUUAGAUGAUCCAAUAAAUGCAAAAAAUCCAGUGUUUGAGCCUGGGUUCAAGUCGGCAAAAAUAAGAAAGGUCUUAGAAGAAUUGCACAAGUUAAAAUUGGUUGCAGAAGAAAAAGGACAGCUCAUGGAUAAAGUCAUUAUUGUGUCACAAUGGACUUCGUUUCUUGAUAUCUUGGCUCAGCACCUGCGCAAGAAGGGUUUCAGCUAUGACAGUUUGGACGGACGUCUGAAGGUGCAAGAGCGGACGGAAGUAAUGAAUAAAUUUAACGGAAACCCAAAACGCCCUCAAGUGCUGUUACUCUCCAUUACGGCUGGUGGAGUUGGCCUUAACCUCACAGGGGCCAAUCACGUAUACUUUAUUGAGCCUCAGUGGAACCCCCAAAUUGAACGCCAAGCUCAGGACAGAGUUCAUCGCUUUGGCCAAACUAAAUCGGUGUACAUUAAAAGAUUUAUCUGCCAAUCUUCGUUUGAGCAAAGAGUUAUGGAAAUUCAACAAGUCAAGAUGGACUUGGCUGACAACUUGGUAAAUAACUCUAAAAAGACCAGAUCGGCCGGCCUUAACGUCAAUGAUCUCAAGAGAUUGUUUGAUCUCGCCUAAGUUAUGUUUCUUAUUAACUCCAAUAAUAACUUCAUAUAUUCCGAGGAUUAUUUUAAAGCUAUUUGACUAAUUUAAACCUGUAUUUUAAAUUGGAAUGAUUAGUUACGUUAAGACUCUGUAUUUGAAUGCGGAUUCAUAUAUUCGAAUAUUGUCAAAAGAGAAAGCAAUGUGAUUGUAUUUAUUAUAAAAUUGAUUGAAUAAAACGCAAUAAAUACCAAAUUUACACAUA